AUGUCCAAGAGGUCAUUGACAGUCACAGAGCAGAAGCUGAAAACAUCUGUUCACGACCGAACGCUGGACCCAGCCGACGCGCUCCGCGGGCGGCGCGGGUGCGAGCGCCCCGCGGCGCGGCCCCGGAAGAGGCACGCGCGCUGCGCGGGUGGCGUCGCGCGGCCAAAGAUGGCCUCCAAGCUUCGGGCAGAGCCCGUGUCGAUCCGGUCGAUCCGCUGCUCUCUGUCGACUCGCCCCCGCGUCGGCGCCUUGUGGUCGGUGAUGGCGUCAUACUCGUUGGUGCCCUGUUGCUUGGUGCUCUGCGCGCGGAAGGGGCUCGCCUUCUGCGCCGCGGUCGGCGGCCGCUCCAGCGCCGCCCCUGGGCCUGCCUCCGCCGGCGGCCGCCGCCUCGCGGCCGCGGCGGCCGCUCGCGCGCCCGUGCCCUGCUGGGCCACGAGCAGGGCACGGGAGUGCGAGGUCAUCCACCUGCCGCCCGAGUCCGUCGACUGGAUCGCGGGGGAGGACGACCGGGAGUUGAUGCGGUUGCAGUCCGCGGGGGCGGUGGUCAGUUUGGACCGCUCCAUGGCGACCAUGUGGUGUUGCGGCAACCCCAGGUCUGUGGAGCAGGUCCGCAACCGAAUCCGCAACUCGCUGAAUCGGUGGGAGCGGGAGCGCGUCUGCAUAACGCUGCAGUCCAAGAGCCAGGCGCUCGCCGUGAUAGGCAGCGGGGGCUCGACGAUCCGCGAGCUGCAGAGCUCCACCCAGACGAGGAUAGCGGUGGACACGGACAACCUCACCAUCGUGAUCGCGGGGCGGGAGGAGAGCGUGCGGGACGCCAAGGCCCGCGUCAUGGCGCUCAUCGGCGGCGCCGGGGGCGGCAAGGGCGGCGGCGGCGGGGGAGGCUUCGCCUGCUUCAACUGCGGCGAGGAGGGCCACCGGGCGAGCGAGUGUCCGAACCCGCCCAGCGGCGGCGGCAAGGGCGGCAAGAGCGGCAAGGGCAGGGGCGGCGGCUUCCGAGACGAGGACAGGGGCAGCGGCUUCAGAGACGAGGGCGCCGCUGGCUGCCCCGGAGGCUGGGACGGCCCAGGAGGCGGCGGCCAAGGCCGAGGCGGCUGCGGCCCUGGCGGCGGCGGCGCCGCCUGGGCCAGCCCAGACGCCGCUGGCCCCGGCGGCGCUGGCGGCGGCGCGGACUGGGGCGGCCCCGCCCCGUGGCCGCCGCCUGUGCCCGAGCCAGCGCCAGCACCGGCGCC
Prorocentrum cordatum is the source of this 1229-nucleotide messenger RNA. The record is from the annotation of a GenBank genome assembly. NCBI's taxonomy places the organism in Eukaryota, Dinophyceae, Prorocentrales, Prorocentraceae.